This is a messenger RNA of Dentiscutata erythropus, 1257 nucleotides long. The record is from the annotation of a GenBank genome assembly. Lineage: Eukaryota; Fungi; Glomeromycota; Glomeromycetes; Diversisporales; Gigasporaceae.
GUUAAAAAAUCCUCCGAAGCUGUAAACAAUUUUUGGAUAUUGAUUGAUAAAGAAUACUUUAAAAAUGAAAUUGAGAAUAUACAGUUAAACUAUGCCAAAUGCAUGUUGAAUGAUUGCAAUAAUGAAAAGCAUCAUAUAUGUAGUAUAUCAACUAAUAAUGCAAUAAAAACAUUAAAAAAUGCGUUAGAAGGUGAUAAUAAUGCAAUAAAAACAUUAAAACAUGCAUUAGAAGGUGGUAAAAAUAAUAAGAGAAAAAAGAAAAUGUCUGCAAGUGGAGAAGAAGAAAGAGCACAUUGCUCAGACACUAGUUAUACUAUACCACUAUCACAAGAAUCAGAAUCAUUUAACAAUAGUUAUACUACACCGUCACCACAUGGUUAUACUACACCCUCAGUAUUAAACAAUUCGCCGGCAGAACCUCUAAUACUCGUCAAUCGUAUCAAUAAUCUAUUUAUAGUAGAAAACAAAGUAGAUGAUAUCUUUAUAAUAGAUGAUGUCGAUGAUCUAUGUUUUAUAGGUGGAAACUCAGCUGAUGAUUAUAAGAUAAAAGAGACCAAUGUGUCUAAUUUGUUCUGGAAGUAUCAGAAUAGUUCUAUAAAUAUUGCAAAAAUAGAAGGUUUAUUUGUUAAAUCGAAUGUCUAUGAGAUACUUUCACUUUCUUCAAUUUUCUUACUUAUUCCCGAUUCACACUCAAAAAAAAUGAUUGAUAUAUUCGCACAGCAAACUGUAUUGGAUUUAGAGUGUGAAGCAAAAUUCAGGAAUGCAAUAAAGCGAGCAACAAAAGAAUCGUUUAGUCAUGCUACGAAUUGGUUGAUGGCAGAACUUUCCAAUAAUAAACCCUUGAAGGAUAAUAUGAGAUUUAUAAUCCUAGACUAUAUAAAAUCAUUACUUUUUACGAAGAUUAAAAACAAUUCAAGCGAAAUGACAUUUAUAGCAAACUAUUUGGAUCUCAUAAUAAGGGGGAUGUUGCAUGACCCUAAUAGGCACAUUAUUGAGUGGCUAAAUACUGGUCUUGACGAAAGCAAGACAAGGAAAUUAGAAGGAAGAUCAAAACAACCAGAUUUCAUAGUGUCUGCGAUUCAUCAACUACAAAUAUGUGGUGUUAUAUUUAUUUUCAUGAAAGAUUGUUUGGACUCAUGUAUGGAAAAGGAUGCAGACUUGAAGGUUUUAGGUUUUCAAUGUGUUAUGCAUAUUCCUUCUUCAAUCAAAGAGAUGAAUUUAUUUGUUAAUGAGAUAGAAACUCUUUUAAGAGUGUGA